Messenger RNA from Pipistrellus nathusii (Nathusius's pipistrelle), 1479 nucleotides. The record is from the annotation of a GenBank genome assembly. NCBI's taxonomy places the organism in Eukaryota, Metazoa, Chordata, Mammalia, Chiroptera, Vespertilionidae.
AUGAAGAUGGCGGCUCCCACCGCCAGCAAGGCAGCCUCCCUGGGCUGCAACAACAAGCCGCCGGCGUUCCCGGAGCUGGAUUUCAGGUCCGGCGCCCGGGUGGAGGAACUGAACAAACUCAUCCAAGAAUUCACCAAGCACGACCAGCGGGAAUACGACGACCAGAGAGCGCUGGAGAUCCACACAGCCAAGGAUUUCAUCUUUUCCAUGCUGGGAAUGGUGCAGAAGCUGGACCAAAAACUCCCAGUGGCCAACGAGUACCUGCUGCUCUCGGGGGGAGUCCGGGAAGGCGUGGUGGACCUGGACUUGGAUGAGCUUAAUAUCUACGCCCGGGGGACUGACUAUGAUAUGGACUUCACCCUUCUGGUGCCAGCCCUUAAGCUGCAUGACCGUAACCAGCCCGUGACCCUCGAUAUGCGCCACUCGGCCCUGUGCCACUCCUGGCUGAGCCUCCGGCUCUUUGACGAGGGCACGAUCAGUAAGUGGAAAGACUGCUGCACCAUCGUGGACCACAUCAAUGGUGCCACCAACUACUUCUUCUCCCCAACCAAAGUGGCCGACUGGUUCUACGACUCCAUCAGCAUCGUCCUGUCGGAGAUCCAGAAGAAGCCGCAGCGGGGGAUGCCGAAGGUGGAGAAGGUGGAAAAGAACGGGACCAUCAUCUCCAUCAUCCUGGGCGUGGGGAGCAGCCGCAUGUUGUACGAUAUCGUCCCCGUGGUGUCCUUCAAAGGCUGGCCCGCGGUGGCCCAGAGCUGGCUCAUGGAGAACCACUUCUGGGAUGGGAAGAUCACCGAGGAGGAGGUCAUCAGCGGCUUCUACCUGGUGCCUGCUUGCUCCUACAAGGGUAAGAAGGACAACGAGUGGCGGCUGUCCUUUGCCAGGAGCGAGGUGCAGCUGAAGAAGUGCAUCUCCAGCAGCCUCAUGCAGGCCUACCAGGCCUGCAAAGCCAUCAUCAUCAAACUCCUGUCCCGGCCCAAAGCGAUCAGCCCCUACCACCUGCGGAGCAUGAUGCUCUGGGCCUGCGACAGACUUCCUGCCAACUACUUGGCUCAAGAGGACUAUGCGGCCCACUUCCUCCUGGGCCUCAUCGACGACCUGCAGCACUGUCUGGUCAACAAGAUGUGCCCCAACUACUUCAUCCCGCAGUGCAACAUGCUGGAGCACCUGUCGGAGGAGACGGUCAUGCUCCAGGCGCGCAAGCUGUCCUCCGUCCGCUCCGACCCCGCGGAGCACCUGCGCACGGCCAUUGAGCACGUCAAGGCCGCCAACCGGCUGACGCUGGAGCUGCAGAGGCGGGGGAGCACCACCAGCAUCCCCUCCCCGCAAUCGGACGGAGGGGACCCCAACCAGCCCGAUGACCGUUUGGCCAAAAAACUGCAGCAGCUGGUGACUGAGAACCCGGGGAAGUCCAUCUCUGUCUUUAUUAACCCCGACGAUGUCACGAGGCCCCAUUUCAGAAUUGAUGAUAAAUUUUUCUGA